AUGGCUUAUGAAAAAGUCCCAAAGGCUAAGUCUUUCUUGGUCACAAUGCUGCUGGUUCUUGCUUUGAUGGCUCAUAAAGGUUCGAGCUUUGGAGUCAACUGGGGCACUAUGGCAACGCGCCAGCUCCCACCUGAGAAAGUGGUUCAAAUGCUUCAAGAAAAUGGGUUUACUAAGCUCAAGCUCUUUGAAGCUGACCAUAAGAUUUUGGAUGCUCUUGUUGGGACUCAAAUUGAGGUCAUGUUGGCCAUACCCAAUUUCAUGUUGCAGGAUAUGAGUAUUGACACUGUUGCUGCAAUUUCUUGGGUUGAUGCCAAUGUCAGCAGUUAUUGCUAUGAUGGUGGAGUCAAUAUCAAGUAUGUUGCAGUAGGCAAUGAGCCCUUUCUUAAAGCAUACAAUGGCACCUAUUUAAAGACUACAUUACCAGCCCUGAAGAACAUCCAGGAAGCUCUCAACCGCUUCGGGCUUGGUUCACAGGUCAAAGUCACUGUGCCCUUCAAUGCUGACAUCUACUUCUCCCCUGACUCAGACCCAGUUCCAUCCACAGGCGACUUUCUGCCUGAACUUAAGGACCAUGUGAUUGAGAUAAUCCAAUACCUAUACACCAAUGAAGCACCAUUCACAGUCAACAUCUACCCUUUUCUCAGCCUGUAUGGAAAUGCCUACUUCCCUUUUGAAUUUGCUUUCUUUGAUGGAAAAAGCAAGCCCAUUAGAGAUGGUGACCUGCUCUAUACCAAUGUGUUUGAUGCAAACUUUGACACCCUUGUUUGGUCUCUAACCAAAGCUGGGUUCCCUGAGAUAAAGAUCAUAGUUGGAGAGGUGGGUUGGCCAACUGAUGGGGUUGUAAAUGCCAAUAUCCCAAAUGCCAAAAGGUUUAAUCAGGGAAUGCUUAAACAUGCUCUGAGUGGGAAUGGAACUCCAGCUAGGAAAGGCAUGAUUGAUGUCUAUCUUUUCAGCCUCAUUGAUGAAAAUGCUAAAAGCAUUGCUCCUGGCUGCUUUGAGAGGCAUUGGGGGCUGUUCGAGUUUGAUGGGAAGCCGAAAUACGAAUUGGAUUUGUCGGGUUCACUGCAGAAUAAGGGACUUGUAGCUGUGGAAGGUGUGGAUUAUAUGUCCAAAAGGUGGUGUGUGCUGAAUCCAGAUGCUAAAGAUUUGUAUGGUUUGGCAAGUAGCAUUGACUAUGCUUGUAGCCUUUCAGAUUGUACUGCCUUGGGUUAUGGUUCUUCUUGCAAUAAUCUUAGCCUGGAAGGGAAUGCUUCUUAUGCUUUUAACAUGUAUUACCAAGUGAAUGACCAGAAAAUAUGGACCUGUGACUUCUCUGGUUUGGCGGUGGAGACCGAUGAAGAUCCAUCAGUCGGAAAUUGCCAAUUCCCAGUGAUGAUAGCUUAUGCUCCUUCACUGUUGCAGCAUAGGGGACUUCUACACAUGCUGGUAGAAGUUAUUGGAGGGUGUAUGCUGUAUUGGAUUCUGCUAUAG
This is a messenger RNA of Fragaria vesca subsp. vesca, 1470 nucleotides long. RefSeq names its product glucan endo-1,3-beta-glucosidase 8-like. Gene Ontology annotation, molecular function: hydrolase activity, hydrolyzing O-glycosyl compounds. Gene Ontology annotation, biological process: carbohydrate metabolic process. The coding region runs from base 1 to 1470 and encodes 489 amino acids. Lineage: Eukaryota; Viridiplantae; Streptophyta; Magnoliopsida; Rosales; Rosaceae. The transcript is spliced from 2 exons. Gene Ontology annotation, cellular component: plasma membrane. The record is from RefSeq and is a predicted model, not a curated record.